UUUCCACGGUGGUGAUGGCUUCACUCCGUAGCCAUUGCUUUUCUUAAGGCAUGUAGAGUAAAAUCCUGACAGCACGAUAUUGUUUGGAGCAACAAAAGCUCUUUGUGUCGAGCACUGUCAGCUGUCACAAUAACGUACUGUAUUUUACAGACAAAAAUAUCAGAAAACACUUGAUCAGGGAUUAUUUUCGUGUGUGUGUGUGUAUAUAUAUAUAUAUAUAUAUAUCAACUUAAAAAAGAUAUUGUAAUUGUUUAAACUGCUUUUUAUAUGUUCUCACUGAGAUCAUACAAACUAACAUGGAGUUUAUAUAAAUGAACUAUUUUCCUUUUUAUUCAUUUUCAUAUGACUUGCAAAACAAAUGAGACAUCUGGUUUAGGUAUUUGCAUCAGAAAUCAAAAAACGUCAUCUCAUAGGGAAAUGAGACAUUGUUACAGCAAAAGGGAUAUUGCAGAUAAAAAGGCAAAAUAAACUGGGUAGACUUACAUAUUAAAUGAAGAGGCAAACAGACGAUUAACAAAAUAGCCAAGGUUUAAAAAAUAAGUAUCCGCGUUUGUAAGUGAACACAAACAAGCAGUGAGUUAGUGGCCAGUUAUAUUAUUACUAAAUAUAUAUUUUGGACAGGCAAUGAUUAGCAGUGUUCCCAUGUUGAUUUUACUUUGAUUCUCCUUAAGGGUAGACACCAAGGGAGAAUUAUUGACCCAUUUAACGGUUUCAUAAUUCUUGUCAUUUUAAAGUUAAAGUAUUUCACAAAGAAAAUAUUACAUAUUUUUGUAUUACAAUCUACUGUAAAAGUCAAGAAAUUUAUUUUUUUUAAAAAGUCAAUUUCAACCAUUUUUUGAAAUACAAUGUUCUUUGAACCAGCCUAUUGAUGUAAAAAAAAAAACUUCAGAAUAUAGAUAGGAACAACUGGUAACAGGUGCUCCUGAAAUAAAGAUUUCUGGAGCAGCGUUUUUAUUACAGGUUUUCAGAGACAAUAUGUUUAAAUAUGCACAUGAGGCGAAAUGUCAUGCUAACUUUUACUGAGUUAUUAGAAAUCUACACACAAAAUAGGCAAUAAAAACACCUGUAUGUGUAUUUUGACUGUUUUGUUCCUAUCUCCGAUAGAACACAGGUUGUCGAAGCUAAAUAGCUCUCAUAAUUGACAAUAAAAACAUGUUUCUUCCUGCACUGUCCACCAAACUAUAAGUGUCUUCAGUGAAUCUGCCCCUUCAUGGUAGAUGAUAUUGAUUGAACAUGUAUUGAAGUUCCCUGCCGAGCUCAGAUGAGAAAUAUAGAAAACUGUAAUAAAAAGUAGGUCACGAAGCCGCAUUUCACAGCCUGUUUUGUAUUAAUUUCAUUAAACAUAUUAGAUCCACAAUUUGAAUUUAGGCUCCAACAGAUACUUUUAAAUGAUUGAAAACGUUACUCUUUCAUUAAGGAUUUAUUAUAAUUACAUGUUAACAUUACUCUAAAUGAAAUGUCAAAUACCUAUCUAUUUGUAUGUUUGACCUUUUCAGUGCAAAAAACACGAGUGUACCCUAAGCAUGAGAUUACAUUCACACUAUACAUGAGUGAGGAAAACUAAUGGUUUACUCUCAGGCAAGAAGGGUCAAAUAGUUAUUGACUUGUGUUGGACAGAUUAGAGCAGUCUGACUUACUAAAUAUAUUAAAGAUGCCAAAAGUAAUGUUACCAGAAGUCCCGUUGGCUUAGAGGCGAAGCCACAUUUGGAACGACUUUUUAAACAGUUUACAGUUUUUACUGAAGGUGGUGCAGUGGGGUUGCCAAAAUGAGAGGCCCCUUCAUGACAAAAAGUUAAACCAGACUCAAUUUUCCACAAACGUCUCGCCAGCGACUAUGGAGACUAACAUGAAAUAAUUAAUGGCAUUGAGUGUUACAAACUGCUGUGUUUGGGCAUCUAAAAAACCAUUGAACACAUGAAUCUGUUACUCCAACUCAAUUGCAUUUCCAUGUAUCCACAGUAGCUUACAUGUCAUAUUCCCACCAUUGCAGACCCCAUGCUGUUAUAACACAUCAUGGCUGUUUUAGGGCUAAAUGCCUUAAGGCCUCACUUUGUAGUCUGGUUGAAGCAGUGAUGGUAACCUAGUAGUCUACAUUUACUUAAGAAUGCUACAUAAGGCAUAGUUUUUUUUACCUCUCCGGGUGAAAAUCAAUAUAAAAGAAAAUAUUCUACAAUAUAAGCCCUACUUUUGAUGCCGGACGCAGGCCUUCUUUUUGUUAAAUACUUUUAUUUUACAUUUUGAUUUCAGAAUAUUUGCAGGGCUGCAAACUGUCAGGUCUUUUCAAUUACUUUUAAAACACUUUUUGGAAUUUCUCUUAUGUUAUUUUAUUGUUUGUUUUAUUCUCAAAUGUAAUAAUGUGUUUAGUUGCUGUUUUUUAGAUUAUUUUAUUCUCAGUGUAUUGAAAUGUGUCCGUUUUUUAUUCAGUCUGUACUUCUAAGUCUUUAUUAUACCAUGGCUUCUACUUAUACUUAAGUAACGGAUUUGAGUAGCCUAUAACCACUGGAUAUAAGAUGGUGAAGAGGCCUAUACAGACUUUUUACGUUUUAAACAAGUUUCGGUUCCAGGUUUAACUAUAAACCAUAAUAAAACGUUUCCACUUGCCUUAAUAACGCAUAUUAUGUCAAAUAAUGUAGGAAAUCCUGGCUGCAUCUGCUGAUUCCUGAAGAGACAGUAAGACUGUUCACUCCCUAAAGCCUGAGCUGAACAUGCUUAUGUCAAUGAGCCAUGUAAUGAGAACAAGAAAGAUGUAUUACAAACUUCAGCAGGGAAACCAUAGCACCUGUAACCCACCACAGUAAACCCAGCUGAUUCCCUCAUUUUAACUCUGUGUGACUGCCUCCACAUAGUUUUAUGAUCCGUAGCCUGCCAAUAGGAUUCAGGGUGAGUUCUCUCAGAGGGAGUGGAAGCUAGCGUGUUCAGGCAAGAUACCCUGCCUCACUUUGCCUACAAUGCCUCAUCCUUAUUUAGUCAGGAAACCUCAGAGCACCGCUAAUUGCUACGAGAGCCUCACGUUUUGAUGUGUAUCUCCGCAAUGGAUCAUACAAAUAUGUGGGAAAAGUGAAGUUGAAUGAGAAUGCAGGGCAAGGCCAACCGGGAUCCACAGAAGAAGUCCAUGGGAGAGAAGGCUCAACAUAUUCAGCAGCCUGAAGAUGAGAAAAAAGCAGUGCAGAAGAGAACCUUCACCAGGUGGAUGAAUGGGUUUCUGCAGAGACGUGAACCUCCGAUUGAAGUGUACGACCUGUUCACAGACAUUCAAGAUGGAAGAAUACUCAUGGCUCUGCUCGAGGAGCUGUCUGGGUGCCAACUACUUUACAGGUUUAGGUCUUCUUCCCACCGCAUUUUCAGACUGAACAACAUUUCCAAGGCCCUGGCUUUCCUGGAUGAUAGACAUGUGAAGCUGCUUGGCAUCGAUGCCUCUGGCAUUGCUGAUGGGAUUCCCUCUGUUGUUCUUAACCUUGUCUGGAACAUGAUCCUGUAUUUCCAGGUAAAAGAGGUGACAGCAGGCCUCCAGAGACAUUUAUCUUCUAGCCUCUCCUCCUUAUCAAUGAGCAGUUACCCCUCCUCCAGCGACCUCUCGCCCCCGCCAAAUGACAUUGGCAGCUAUUUCUGCAGCACCCUGCCAAGCAAAGGCAAAAAGGCUGCCAAAGAGCUAAAGUACCAUGGGAAAGCAAUCAAGACUCUACUGCGAUGGGUCCAAAGAUGCACAUCAAAGUUUGGAGUGGAGGUUCAUGACUUUGGGAGGAGCUGGAGGAGUGGGCUGGCCUUCCUCGCUAUGAUUAAGUCCAUAAACACAGCCUUGGUUGACCUAAGGGCGAGCCUGUCCAGAGAGCCAAGAGAAAACAUUAAGCUGGCCUUCAUGAUAGCCCAUCACAAUUUGGACAUACCACCUCUGCUGGAGCCUGAAGAUGUGUCAGGCACUUCACCAGAUGAGCAGUCCAUCAUCACCUAUGUGUCGAUGUUCCUGAGGUUUUGUCCAGACAAAGACGAGGAUGAUACGACAGAUAUGGAAGUUCCUGAUAUCCCACAUUUUGGAUCACUUGAGUCUGUCAGUCUUGGAGAAACCCUCGCUGAUGACCCAGAAGCCCAAGCAUUGUUCCAGGGCAUGAAGAUGAGCAGUGAACAGCUACUGUGGAAACGGUGGGCAAGGAGAUCCCAAGGGAGUGCCACCUCGCUUCACACAACUGAAACCACGUCUCCAUUCAAACAAUCGAAAAGCAGGAGUCGAAGCAUUUUACAGCCUCCCAGUCCACUGGAUGCAGGCGUUGCCAACCAGGAUAUCCGAUCAUGGAUGGAGAAAGCGCCUGCGGAUCAGGAGUACAGCAAGCCAAGGGUGGACGAAAGUCACUUUUCUUUGAGCUCAGAGGAAGGAAUCUACAGCUUGUCGGCACUGGACUCAGACGAGGAGGAUGCCUACAGCUACAUACUUGAUCUGAAUAAAGAGGUUUUUCAACCAUAUAAUCAGAUACAAAAACAAGUUCCGAGGGUUGAAGAGGAAACGGAGGAAGAAAUGUGUCUGAAUGGAGAGCAUGCUGAAUCAAAACAUCUGGAAGAAUGUGAGAUUUUAAACGGCAGUGGAUGUACACAUCAAGAAGAUUCCCUAGUGCAAAAUGUUGCAUCAGAAGUCAGGGAUCAGUCAGUGGUUCAUAGGAUGUUUGAUAGGGACACAAAUGAAAGUAGUUCCACAGAGAUGGCAUUUGACAUAGAACCAAAGGAAGACAGCAGGGAGGAACAGGAAGAUGAGAGAGUUGUUAGAGGACAGAGUAAUGACGCUGGAGAUGACUCUGAGGAAGAGAGGGAGAAGACAGAAAAUGCUAGAUGUGUAAUGCAUGGACAUGAUAAAAGGGACGCUCUUAUAGAUGGAUCCAAGAACACAAGGGUUUUCGAAGCCGCUAGUUGGAAUAGAGAGGUUGAGGAAGACACUGAAAAAGGGCUUUUUGAAAAAUGUCGACAAGUGAGCAAAAAGGUGCUUGAAAAUGAAGAGGAAGAACAUGGGGCGACAUUUGAGGAACGGCAGCAGGGGGAAGAAAGAGUUGAAGAGGUUAAUGUAAAGGAGGAAGAGAGGGAAAAGUGGGGAGGUAGUGCCAAGGUAGGAGAAAAUGGAAAAAUAAUAACUGACAAGGCUGUAAAUGAAGUCAGCAGAGCUGAUGCAACUACAACAAACUCAAAAGAAGAACAUUAUGGGAAAUACAAUGCCCAAAAAAUAGAUAAUGUAUCUUCUAAAGAAGAAAACAAGGAACGGUACAAUGAUGAAGUCAUGAAUCCAAUGGAUUUUGAGGAAGUCAAAACUGCAGAGCUUAACGACAGAGACAUUAAGACUGAGAAAUGUAAACUUGCUGUCAAUAAGGCAACAACAGGAGACCAUCCUGACAAAACUGCCCCCAAAAAUAACACCAACGGAGGUGUUAACGUCCAUCCUGCCUUCAGUGCAACUUCUUGGUUAUUCGGAGAAAGAGGAUUCCUUUUUCAAUCUCCAGCAGCCUUUUGUGGCAUAACCCCAUUAGAGCUGGAAAUGCUCUUGCUCCUGUGGAUCCUGCUGUACUGCUACUUCAUCUUACCUCAAAUUAACUUCUGAGUCACCCUGCAGUGAGCCCUUCCUAUUACCAGAUGUUUAAAUAUACUACCACCUUAAAAUCAAUUGAGGUUCACCUUUGGACAUUUUAGAAAUCUGACUUUCAAACCAAUUUUUAUCCAAUUGACAUCUUUGACAGCUUUAAUUUGUGGUUUCUGAGUGCACAUUGUAGUUACUGUUCUUUGGGUUGUGUAUCUAUCACCUUUUAUUUAAGUUUCUUUAUUUUGUAUAGUAAUGCAUUUACUAAUAUUUCUUUUACAGAGGUGUAUCUCUUUUAGCUUACUCAAAAGGAUUUAUGGUUUAUUGAGCAGACAUAAAUGUCAUCUCAAGAGUUGAACUGUGAAAUCACACUUAUGUCCUUGAGGUAGCAUUUUAAACUAAUGACAGGAAAGAAAUGUAAACUACCAAAUACGCAUGUUUGAAGCUUGAUCUAUAAUUGUGAAGUUCAAAGAUUUUCUUUAUAAUUCGAUGUGUUUAAGUUAAGUUGCUAGGCUGCACAAAUUGGACUGUUGUUUCUCCGCCACUGUUAACAAAGGGAAUGCAUGCCACAAACAGUGCACUAGCAAGCAGCUUAAAGUCACUCCUGUCAUUGGUCCUUAGAUUCCUGAUGAAAUAUAAUCCAAUCAUCACAUAUCAACUGUUUCAACUGUAUCUUAUCAUGAAUGAUUAAAGGCCUGUGGAAGUGUGCUGUGGUUUACAUGAGAAAACAAACCCUAUCUGUCUUCACUGACUAUUGUAACACCUAAAUACAUUAUGCCAUCUUUAGAAGUCUCAAUCAGAUUAUUGUCAGAUGCUUUUUGAAUUUGUGGUUUAGUUGUGCAUUUGUGCAGGCAAGUAACAUGUCCUUUAAUGUUGCAACAAAUGGCUAAACGGAGACGUAUGUCAAUCCAUGCCUGGUAAUAACAUAUAACAUGAGGGCACAUUCAACAAAUAUCAAUAAAAGACUUGACAAUG
Messenger RNA from Trematomus bernacchii (emerald rockcod), 6523 nucleotides. RefSeq lists its product as uncharacterized. Gene Ontology annotation, cellular component: cytoplasm; nuclear outer membrane; meiotic nuclear membrane microtubule tethering complex. Lineage: Eukaryota; Metazoa; Chordata; Actinopteri; Perciformes; Nototheniidae. Bases 3068 to 5572 code for a protein of 834 amino acids. The transcript has 10 exons. Gene Ontology annotation, biological process: nuclear migration. The record is from RefSeq and is a predicted model, not a curated record. Gene Ontology annotation, molecular function: actin filament binding.